AUGAAGCUACUCUCAGGCCAAGCAAUUAGGGCGGCCCGGCAUCCCUUCCACCACAACCAACCACGCCCUCGGACUCUCCACUCGAUCGGUGCCCCUCAGGACGACGACCUUAACGGGCACGUGGACUUCAUCACCGCGGCCUCCAACCUCCGCGCCUCGAACUACGGGAUACCCGCGGCGGACAGGCUGUCGACCAAGCGCAUCGCGGGGAAGAUCGUUCCUGCCAUCGCCACCACCACGGCCGUCGUCUCCGGCCUCGCCUGCGUGGAACUCCUUAAGGUAACGGUGAAGCUUGACGCUCGUUCGGAUGGUGGAGCCCCGAUCACAGACCACAAGAACGGUUUCGUCAAUCUCGCCGCUCCCUUCGUGGCAUUUUCGGAGCCCCUCGAGGCCGAGCCGAUCGACGGGGCCUCUGGCGGCGGGGGGGAGGGGGGGUUCACGAUCUGGGACAAGGUGGUGGUGGACGGGGCGGCCGACCUGACAGUCAGGGGGCUUGUGGAGUUCUUGAAGAGCGAACGCGGCGCCGCCGAGGUGUCGAUGAUCUCGUACAAGAACGCCUUCCUGUACGCGAGCUUCAUGCACGGCGACGUCGACGACGAAGGCGAAGGCGAAGAAGACGACCCCCACCCCGUCCUAGACACGCCUCUGUGGCAGCUCGCCGAAGCCCUAGACACCGACGGAGGCCAAGACUGGAUGUCCCGUAACGUCGGCGUCAGCGCCGGCGGCGGCGGCGGCGACGUCGACGGUGGCGGCGACAAGGUCGUCGAUCAAGCCGUCCCCGCGUCGCCGUUCGUGGGCGGAGACGCCGCCACCGCCGUUUUCGACGACGCGCGGGCUACGGUGGACGACGGCUCCGGUGGCCCCGGGUUUGCGGAGGCGUACGGAGAUCAAGGGUAUGGCGGGGGCUUGUACGGUGUCGUCGAAGGAACGGCGGCGGCGGCGGCGGCGGCGGGGGGUGUGGGGCAGGACGGAGAUUGGCCGUACGGCGGUGGCGAGGGUGACGGGUUUGGGGUUCAUGGCGGGGCCGGGGCCGGGGGGGGCGAUGGAGAUGUUGUCGGCAACGGGUGGCAGGGGGGGGGCUCGUACGGUCAGGGCUGGCAGGCACAGCAAGACGCCUGGGGAGGCGGGCAGCAACAGCAAGCGUCGUCGGGCACCUGGCAGGAAGGAUAUUCGACUCAGACUCAACAGCAGGAGGCCGGGGGUGUCGCUUCUUGGGGGAGUUCCACCGGGAGCGCGGCGUUCUGGGGGAGGGCUGGCAGGGAAGAUGCGUUCUGGGGAGAGGAAGCGAAACAGUGGGCGGCUGCGGCAGAGACGGCGACGGCGACGGGGACAGAGGGACCGGCGUCGGCAGCCGGGGCGUCGGCGCCCGACGAAGGUGCCGAUGCUCCGGCUGUGCCCGCUCGCGAGGAGGAGGAGGAGGAGGCGGACCCGCCGGUGUUUGACUGGUUCGAAGAAGAGUUUUGGGGAGCGGCGGCGGCGGCGGCGGCGGCGCAGGGGGAGCAAGGCGAAGAACACUCCAACCCCGCUGCUGGCGGCGGUGCUGCUGCUGCUGCUGAUGGUGACUUCGGCGGCAGCAGCGGUGGAGGUUUUGGCGGGGACGGUUUCCGCGGCGCCUCUCCUGUGGCGGCGGGCUCUGGGUGGGCCGCUCCCGCUUCGGCAGCGGUGGGUGCGGAGGCGGCGGCGGCGGUGGCGGCGGCGGCGGGACGAGGGGGGGGCACGUCAACAACCACGACGACUAGGGCGGGAGAGGUGUCGGAACCCACAACGGGGGCAAGACGGCCGGAGUUGCUGGUCGAGGACGGCGAUCAGGGGUGGGGGCGAUGGCACGCGCAGGACGAAGAGGAGGAGGAGGAGGAGGAGGAGGAGGAGGAGGAGAUGGAGAGCGACACCGGAGGUUGCCACAAUAGCAACGACGCCGCUGUAACGGCCCUUGAGAGAGGAAGCGGUGGGGCGCGAGUCCGGCAACGACGACGUUCACGCUACCUCGACCUCCAAGUGUUCUGCGACGACGAGGACGGGGAGGAGCUGAGACUUCCACCCGUGCGGCUUGACAUGCGGAGUUCCGCCCGCGGGAGCGGGGCUUCGCCUAGGCGUGAGAGAGAAGAAAGUGCGGAGGGAGCGGUGGCGGCGGAAGGUAGAGAAGGCCGGCGAGGUCUGGUAGGGAGGGUGUGGGGGGCGUUCUUUGGACCGUUGCAGGCCGGGUCGGGGGGUAGCAGUGUGGAGGGGGAGAUGGCCAGGGAUAGUGAGGAGGAGGAGGAGGAGGAGUGGUCUGAUUGACAGCAGUAGUCGUCAGUGGAAGUCUUAUGUAGGACCGUUUUGUUUGUGAACGUCUGUCGACGCCAGGCACGAUAGACGAGGGGCAUUUGGUUUUGCUGAGGGUACGGGAAACAAAAAAUGCGCGUUUAGGUUGUCCUUUAUGUGUUGUAACGACUAUACCUAUUUACACUUUACAGCUCCUGUAUCCUGUACGAAACGUUUGAAAUUGGCGCCAAGUUGUGAAAUGUGGUUUCAUAGCGUGGCUGUUUGUUUUUGUUUCUGUUGCCCAUCUUGGGUGGUUGUGUUCCGUGGUGUUUCUCAGGCCUUUUCUGUCUCUCAUGUUGUUGUGCUUUCGUCUGACGUAGGUGGAGUCUUGAAUCACU
Molecule: messenger RNA, 2639 nt
Organism: Ectocarpus sp. CCAP 1310/34
Lineage: Eukaryota; Phaeophyceae; Ectocarpales; Ectocarpaceae
Source: the annotation of a GenBank genome assembly